Messenger RNA from Geodia barretti, 3591 nucleotides. NCBI's taxonomy places the organism in Eukaryota, Metazoa, Porifera, Demospongiae, Tetractinellida, Geodiidae. The record is from the annotation of a GenBank genome assembly.
AUCAUGGCUGAACGUUUUCUUCGCGAUUAUCCGGGGCUGAAACCGUUCGUCCUCUCCGACGUUCAACUCACUGGCACCAGAAUUGGCGGCGGGGCCUAUGGCAAAGUGGAGGAGGUGUCUUUUCCCGUGGGCGCAGCGGCCAAAACCAUCUACGCCUUCCUACAAGAAGGAGACGGGACGACUGUUGAUCUACCCAAGGCUGCAACCGAGUUCGUGAAGGAAUGUCAGUUGAUGAGCACUCUCCGUCAUCCGAACAUCGUCCAGUUUCUAGGUGUCACCUUUUUCCCUAGCUCCCGACUGCCAGCUCUCGUAAUGGAGCGACUGCUGACGAGCCUUCAUGACCUGCUGGUUCCUGAUCCGCUCCCUCCGUCCGGCGCCGUCACGCCGCUAUCCUUCUUCACCAUGGCUCUCAAGUGCUCCGUGCUGCACGAUGUGGCGAGCGGCCUAGCAUACCUCCACGAGCAGGCGCCGCCCGUCAUCCACCGCGAUUUGUCCGCCAGAAACGUUCUCCUGGACUCGGGGAUGGUGGCCAAGAUAGCUGACCUGGGCGUGGCUCGUAUUGUGCCCCGUGUUAGAGCUGCAGUCACCAUGACAAAGGGGCCUGGGGCGCUAGUGUACAUGCCUCCAGAGGCCUUUGAGCCGACCCAAUCAAAUGCUGGAAAGUCGAGGUACAAUACCAGUAUUGACGUCUUCUCUCUUGGAGUUGUCACCAUUUUCACUAUCGGCGAAGUCUUCCCCUGCGAUCCUCUUUCUCCCAACUAUCUCGACGAGAACAGUGGGCUGCUGGUAGCUCGCACUGAGCUCCAGCGACGCAGUGAGUACAUGCGACACGUGAACGAGCAACUCCGCGCCUGUGGCCAGCUCCGUGGAGACCACCCUCUUGUUCGGUUGAUCCAGCAAUGCCUGCACAAUGGUCCUCACAAACGUCCAAGCAUUAGCGAGGUGCUGAGUCUGUUGGAUGAGGCCAGAGGUUGUUUCAGCCGCCACGAGAGUGAGAUGAACAAAUGUGAGAUGGUAAGAACUCUUCAGAGCCAACCUAGGAACCAGAAUUUGGAACAUGUUCUCCGAGACCUAGUGACAAAAAAUGCUGAUGCCCAAUCCCGUAUGCAAGAUCUACUGUCUAUAAACCAGGGUAAAGACAGGGAGCUAGCUGAGGGUCAGCAGCAUCUGAGGCAAAUGGAAGAACAGUUAACAAGGGCAGAAGAGACUAUCAGGAGAGAGCAGGAGAUGAGAGAGCGAGAGAGUGGCUUAAUGCUGGCAAAGGACAGGGAGUUGGUACAUACUCAGGAGAAACUGCAAAAGAUUCUCAGAGCUGUACCACUAAUGAAAGACUCCCAGGGAAUAAAGCGGGGCAAGUGUCAACACUGCCAGUGCUCCAAAUAUGUGCCUCCAGAGGAAUAUCGUUCUGAUAACAAAUUCUUUUGUGUGUACUGUGGACACCGCCCUGCUGAACAUGUUCAGAUAGAGGAAAAUCCUCCAGCUGUUGCAAGGAGUACCCACAGUUUGGAGCCCAGGGAGGAAGGGGCUGGGGUUGGGAGACCAGUUCAGAGGAAAGUGUACAGGCAAGGGACUGGGCCGGCUCUCGCGACCAAGAAAUCAGGGAGCACAGAUGACCAGAGAAAAAUAAUAAUGUGUACUAUCGCGAAGAGACCAAAACAAUCCCUUGGUAUCAUUACAGCAAACUUUCCAGGUGAAACUGGGCUCCGAAUGCUGGGGGUUGAAGUUGGUACCCCAGCCCAUGAUGCGUUGAGGUCGGGAGACCUGAAAUUACUGGAUCACAUCACCCAUCUGAACGAGGAUAAAAUUAACAGCAAAAAAAACUGGUUUGAGCAGAGUACUAUGGAUAAAACAAGACCAAUGCUGACCUUGUGGAGAAACAAUGAUUUUCCUAGUAUGAAAGACUUUCUCACUUACGUAGAAGACAAGUGUCCACUGGCUACUCACAUCCGACUAAUCCUGAAUCCCUCACAGUUUCACAUGGAUGGUGACUUUGGUUUGGGUGUAUUUCCCACUGCGGGAAGGAUUCUUACCGUGGUAAACAAUGACUCCAGUGCUGACCUGAGUGGAGUCACCAGAGACGACGAACUCCUCUUGUAUUCUACAGUGUCCACUGCUAGUGUAUCGUUUCCCAAAUUGUCCACCUCCUACUCUAGAAUGGAACGGGAUUUCCAAGCGGCUCUAGAUGGUGGGGAACACCUCCUUCUGGCAUUCAGAAACACUAUGGCCGGAGACUUCAUUGCUUGUACAAAGGACGGGCUCCACGUAGAUUUCUGCACCUACAAAUGCUGCAGCGAUUACUGGAACAGAUACGGACUGCAUCAUGGGAGAACGCCACCAUUAGCAGUGAUUCCCCAAGGAACUAGAGUCCACGACUAUUGUGUAAGUCAUCUCUCCCAGCAGUCCAGUGCUGUUGCUAAGGAUGGACCAUCCUUUGAAAAAGCUAAUCUUCCAGGUGAGGUAGAUGACAAAGACACUGGUGCUGUGUUUAAAGACUCAGUGGCGUCCUCAUCAGGAUCUAGAGCUACACAUUCACUUCUCUGUCGCUUUCCUGGCUGUCGAGAGAAGAGGCGUUGUAACUCUAGAUUUUGUUGCUCUGAUCACGCAAAACGUUUCAACUCCAGUUACUGUCUGUUUGGUGAGUGUACAAAAAGAGGAGAACUUCAUAAUUUCUGCAGUUGGGACCACUUCAUGGAAGCAACAAGAGAAGGAAUGUGUGGAGUAGUGAAUAUACCUACUACAAGUGGCGAAUAUAAGACACUUCAACGGCAGUUUGUAACGACGUGGUGUUCCAAGAAGGGAAAACUUCCGGGAAUCCGUCAAGUUUUAAGAAUCGUUAACCCGGCACUGGAGCAGAGAUUUAACCAGUAUGUAGCUGGUCUGUCACCAGACUACGGUGACGUGGAACAGUACUAUCACGGAACACAGCUCAAAUGCGACAUACUGGAAUACUUCGACCCGUGCACCAAAGCUCAAUGUGGGAUUUGUGGGAUCGCGAGGAAAGGUUUUGACCCUCAACGGAUAAGCUCAAGCUCGUGGCAGAGGUUUGGAAAGGGGUUUUACUUUGCAGCAAACUCUUCGAAGGCCUACGAGUACCCCCUUCGCUCAAGAGCACCAGACACUUGGACAUCGGCACACCGCUAUUUGCUGGUGUGUGACAUCGCUCCCGGACGCAAGUAUAUCUUGCACGAGAAUAACCCAUCACUUAAGGGACCUCCUCGUGAUUAUGACUCUGUGUAUGGGAAGGUUUGUGACCAGUUGCCCAAGAAACGCUCUGCUCUGAACUACGACGAGCUGGUGGUUUAUAAAACAGAGUCCAUCAGACCACACUAUAUUCUCGUCCUUGAGAACACUCUCAUGGUGACCGAUUAGCAUGUAAGUUCAACAGUCAGUUAACCGUCGAAGAAUGAAGAAGAAGAGAAAGAGGGAAAACGUUUAAAGAAGGGUUACUUUGAGUGUCUGGUCUCUGGCUGGGAUAAGCAUUGCGACUUUCAGUCACGUGAUGUAGCUACUUUUGUAUAAUGAUUAUUAUCCCCCAAGGCUCUUGGGAAUUCUAUACAUUCAGUGGCUCGCAAAUUUAGCAAUACAGUUGUU